AUGGGUUCUAUAUCAGUUCUCUUCUUACUAUCCAUGUUUCUACUUGCCUUUGAUGUAAAAGCCCAACUACAACGAAACCAUUCCGGCAAUGUGAUACCAUUAGGUUCUUGGCUUUCCCCUAUUGCUAACCGUACUUCUUGGCUCUCACCUUCUGGCCUUUUUGCUUUUGGUUUCUACCCACAAGGUGGAGGCUUCGUUAUUGGAAUAUGGUUGCAUACUCAACCAAAUAACACUAUUGUCUGGACUGCAUAUCCAGAUAACCUUACUGUCUCCUCAAAUGCUAUAUUGAACUUUACAAGUGAUGGUAAGCUGCUCCUUCGCACAGAGCAAGGUGAAGAAAAUUCCAUGACUGGCUUUCUAGAAGUUAUCCCAGAAGAACCUGCAGUUUCAGCUUCUAUGCAUAAUUCUGGUAAUUUUGUGCUCUACGAUAACUCUUCCAGAGUUAUUUGGCAAAGUUUUGAUAACCCAACAGACACCAUAUUAGGAGUGAACGGAACAAUGGAAACCUUUGAUUCAGAAAAUGCCUACUGGUCCUUGGAUACUUUUUAUGGCUCUUCUGUAAUUCUCCGUCUUAAUCAAAGGGGUCUUCUACGCUUAACCAAAGAGAGUUCCACCUUAAUCAUUUUGGUGAAUAAUUCUUACCCUGGCAUGAAAGAAACCAGUAUUAUCUAUCGUGCGAUACUUGAUUCUGAUGGAAUUUUUAAGUUGUACUCUCACCACUUUGACUUUGGGGGCAAUAGUAAUACUAGCUCCAAGGUGUCCUUGGAAUGGUCAUCUUUGCGUGAUCAAUGUGAAGUCAAAGGUUUUUGUGGCUUCAACAGUUACUGCAUAGGCAUUGGCUCCAAAGCUGAAUGUCAAUGUUAUUCUGGGUUUCAUUUCAUGAACCCCAAAAAUAAGUUGUUGGGCUGUUACAGCAACUUCAAUGAAGAUGGUUGCAGCAAAGGUCCAAUGAUACCCUACGACAUUAUUGCAUUACGGAAUAUAUCUUGGGGUGAUUUUCCUUAUUCAGUGUUACUUACAAAGCAGGAAAACUGUUACAAGUCUUGCCUUGGAGAUUGUAAUUGUAACGCUGCAUUUUACAUGAAUGGUACUUGCAAUAAAUAUAAGCUUCCACUUAAGUAUGGUAGAAGUCAUAAUUUAUCAUCUAUAGCUUUCUUUAAGGUGAUUCGGAGAAAUGAUAAAAUUUCAGACCAUCAACCUCCAAUUCCAGAAAUCUUGAUGGAUAGCAAAAAAAUGAUGAUUUUGAUUCUUUCCCUAACUUUGGGUUCCAUUGCAUUGAUGUGUUCUGUAAUUGCAAUAUCUUGUUUCUUCAUGUAUAGGCAUCAAGUUCAUAGGUACAGAAAGCUGUCGCCAGAAAAUGUGAAUGUAGAAAUUGCUGAAAAUUUUACAUUGCGUUCAUUUUCUUACAAUGAGCUUGAGAACGCAACAGAUGGGUUCAAGGAAGCAUUAAGUAAGGGUUCUUUUGGAUCAGUUUAUAAAGGGUAUGUAUCUGAAGCUAAUAAAACUAUUGCUGUUAAGAGACUGGAGAAAUUUGUGGAAGAAGGGGAGAGGGAGUUUCGAGCUGAAAUGACUGUCAUUGGACGAACUCAUCAUAGAAACAUAGUUCAGUUGCUUGGUUUCUGUAUUGAGGGAUCUAGGAAGCUUCUUGUUUAUGAAUAUAUGUGCAAUGGUUCACUUGAAGAUCUUCUCUUCAAGGCUACGAAGCGCCCCCUUUGGAAGGAAAGGGUGAGAAUCGCACUAGAAGUGGCUAGAGGGGUCUUCUAUCUACAUCAAGAGUGUGAAGUCCAUAUCAUCCAUUGCAAUCUAAAACCCCGAAAUAUACUAAUGGAUGAUACUUGGACUGCAAAGAUCUCAGAUUUUGGAUUGGCGAGGCUAUCAGUGCCGAAUCAAAUGAGGAUUGUGAUGGGCAUUGAAGGGACAAGUGAGUACUCUGCACCUGAAUGGCAGAAAAAUGCUCUGAUAUCAGUAAAAGCUGACAUUUACAGUUUUGGCGUGUUGCUGUUGGAGAUUGUAUGUUGUAGACGCAGCAUAGAAGUGAAUGUUUUAGCAGCAGAUGAGAUACUUAUUUCUGACUGGAUAUAUAAUUGCCUUGUGGCUGGACAGUUGGAUAAUCUUCUGGAAGAUGAAAAUGUAGACGUGAAGACACUAGAAAGAAUGGUGAAGGUCGGCUUGUGGUGCAUCCAAGAUGAUCCAGCUUUACGUCCUCCAAUGAAGAAUGUAAUCUUGAUGUUGGAGGGGACAAUGAGUAUAGCAAUCCCUCCAUCUCCAGCUAUUUCUCAUUCUUGAUAUGUCUACCCUAAAUUUGCAAUCAUAUGCAUAUUUGUUAAGCUUA
Molecule: messenger RNA, 2332 nt
Organism: Quercus robur (English oak)
Lineage: Eukaryota; Viridiplantae; Streptophyta; Magnoliopsida; Fagales; Fagaceae
Product: G-type lectin S-receptor-like serine/threonine-protein kinase LECRK1
Exons: 2
Coding region: 1-2286 (761 amino acids)
Biological process (GO): protein phosphorylation
Molecular function (GO): ATP binding; protein serine/threonine kinase activity
Source: RefSeq, a predicted model, not a curated record